GCCGUCUUUCCCCAAUCUCUACCCUUUUACUCUCCACCAUUUCCUUUUUAAUACAUUAGAUCUUUUCAGCCUUUGCGCUUGUCCGAUCAAUCUAUUUCAUCAUGUUCCGCUCCGCCAUUGUUCGUUCCUUGAAGGCUUCCGCCCCCCGUGUCAUCAAGACCCCGGCUCCCUUCCACAUCCGCAGCUCCCCCAUUGCUGCCCAGGUCCCUCAAUUCACUCCCUGCUUCGCUCAGGGUGUCCGCCUCUACUCUGCCCCUGCUGGUCUGAGCAAGACUGAGGCCGAGGGCCGGAUAGUCAACCUGCUCAAGAACUUCGACAAGGUCUCCGAUGCCAGCAAGAUUAACGGCGCUUCCCACUUCUCGAACGACCUUGGUCUGGACAGCCUGGACACUGUCGAGGUUGUGAUGGCUAUUGAGGAGGAGUUCAGCAUUGAGAUCCCCGACAAGGAGGCCGACCAGAUCCACAGCGUUGAGAAGGCUGUCGAGUACAUCCUGGCCCAGCCCGAUGCCCACUAAAUAUUUAAUUUGAAAACUUGGGAUCGGUUGGAGAAUCGGAUAGAAAAAGAAUCGGGAUGUUGGCAUCAGUGGGGCUCGUUGGACACAGCGACACUCAAUUGACGUGCUAUUUUGUAUGCUGAAUACAUGCCAGUGGCCUUUCUUUCCUAUAUCGUGUAUAUCAUUUGAAUGCAAUUUAUGCAAUUUUGAAGCAGUAUUGCUACCACGUGGUGAUAAUCAC
Messenger RNA from Penicillium crustosum, 735 nucleotides. RefSeq names its product acyl carrier protein (gene acpA). NCBI's taxonomy places the organism in Eukaryota, Fungi, Ascomycota, Eurotiomycetes, Eurotiales, Aspergillaceae. Gene Ontology annotation, cellular component: mitochondrion. Gene Ontology annotation, biological process: fatty acid biosynthetic process. The transcript is spliced from 6 exons. Gene Ontology annotation, molecular function: acyl carrier activity; acyl binding. Bases 102 to 515 code for a protein of 137 amino acids. The record is from RefSeq and is a predicted model, not a curated record.